Molecule: messenger RNA, 1041 nt
Organism: Saccharomyces eubayanus
Lineage: Eukaryota; Fungi; Ascomycota; Saccharomycetes; Saccharomycetales; Saccharomycetaceae
Gene: SGT2
Product: Sgt2p
Exons: 1
Coding region: 1-1041 (346 amino acids)
Biological process (GO): post-translational protein targeting to endoplasmic reticulum membrane
Cellular component (GO): TRC complex; membrane
Molecular function (GO): protein binding; molecular adaptor activity
Source: RefSeq, a predicted model, not a curated record
AUGUCAGCCUCAAAAGAAGAAAUUGCGUCCCUCAUUGUAAACUACUUUACCUCCAUUGUGGAAAAGAAAGAAGUCUCAGAAGACAGUGCUGAUUCAUUAAAUGUCGCUAUGGACUGUAUCUCUGAAGCCUUUGGCUUCGAGAGAGACGCGGUAUCAAGCAUCUUAAACAAGUCCACAUUCAAGGGCCAGAGUUUAAACAACCUACUAAGUUUAGGAUCAAAAUCCCCAGAAUCGGGUAAAAAGGAUGAUGCUCAAAAUGUCGAAGUUAACAUUCCAGAAGAAGAUGCCGAAACCAAGGCCAAAGCUGAAGACUUGAAAAUUCAAGGUAACAAAGCCAUGGCUAACAAAGAAUACGAACUUGCCAUCAGCAAAUAUACUGAAGCCAUCGACGUUUUACCAACAAAUGCUAUCUAUUACGCCAACAGAGCAGCAGCCCAUUCAUCUUUGAAAGAAUACGAUGAAGCGAUCAAAGACGCAGAAUCUGCAAUUUCUGUUGACCCAUCUUACUUCAGAGGUUACUCUAGAUUAGGUUUUGCCAAGUAUGCACAAGGUAAGCCCGAAGAAGCCCUUGAAGCAUAUAAGAAGGUUCUUGACAUUGAAGGCGAUAACGCAACAGAUGCCAUGAAAAGGGAUUAUGAAAGUGCUAAGAAGAGGGUCGAACAAUCUUUGAACUUGGAGAAAACCACUUCAGAACAACCAAGGGAUGCUGGCGCCAAUGCUGGUCAAGGUGCUGGUGCAGGCGGAUUACCAGAUCUAGGCUCUUUACUAGGUGGUGGUCUUGGUGGUUUGAUGAACAACCCACAAUUAAUGCAAGCUGCACAAAAGAUGAUGAGCAAUCCUGGUGCUAUGCAAAAUAUUCAAAACAUGAUGCAAGAUCCUAGUAUCAGGCAAAUGGCUGAAGGCUUUACUUCUGGUGGAGGAACUCCAAAUUUGUCUGACUUGAUGAAGAACCCUGCCCUUAGAAACAUGGCGGGCAGUCUAUUUGGUGGAGCGGAUGCCCCAUCUACCGAAGACACUCCAGACAGCGAAAACAAACAAUAG